Molecule: messenger RNA, 735 nt
Organism: Micromonas commoda
Lineage: Eukaryota; Viridiplantae; Chlorophyta; Mamiellophyceae; Mamiellales; Mamiellaceae
Exons: 2
Source: RefSeq, a predicted model, not a curated record
AAGCCCGCGGUCGUCGUCCUCCCGGGCCUGGGCAACUGCACCGAGGACUACGACGAGUUCGCGAGCGAGCUGGAGCUUCGCGGCUUCUCCGCCACCGUCGCCGCCGUCGGCCGCCCCGACUGGCUCCGCAACGCCGCGGGUCUCACGCAGCUGGCGUACUGGCAGGGUACCCUCGAACCGCGGCCCACGGUGGACUGGUACCUCUCCCGCAUCGCCGACGCCGUCGCCGCGGCGAAGGAGAAGAGCGGAGCCGAUCGCGUGGCGCUCGUGGCGCACAGCGCGGGGGGUUGGAUGAGCCGCGUGUACAUGCAGGACUUCGGCGUCGACGACAUCAGGUGCGUCGUGACGCUCGGGUCGCCGCUCAAUGCGGUGCCCAAGGAUGUCCCCGGGGUCGUGGACCAGACCCGCGGCAUCCUCACCUACGUCGAGGCCAACUGCGCCAAGCCCACGGAGCUCGGCGUGCCGGUGACGUGCCUGGCGGGCAAGUGGCUCCUGGGCGUGGAGACGUUGGGGGGCGCCGGGGACGCCGCGGGGUUCCUCGUCGGGCAGGGGUAUAAGCAGGUGUGCGGGUCCGCGGCGGCGUGGGGGGACGGGAUCACGCCGGUGGCGACGGCGCACCUGGACGGCGCGGACAACGUCACGCUCGAGGGGGUAUUCCACACGCCGAUAGGGUCGUCAGACGAGCGGCCGUGGUACGGCACCCCAAAGGUGCUCGACCAGUGGGUGGACAAGCUG